Messenger RNA from Thalassophryne amazonica, 3232 nucleotides. Its product is annotated as MICOS complex subunit MIC60-like. Gene Ontology annotation, biological process: cristae formation. NCBI's taxonomy places the organism in Eukaryota, Metazoa, Chordata, Actinopteri, Batrachoidiformes, Batrachoididae. The record is from RefSeq and is a predicted model, not a curated record. Gene Ontology annotation, cellular component: MICOS complex.
ACCAAGAAGAAGAAGAAGAAGAAGAAGAAGGAGCAGCAGCAGCAGCAGCAGCAUCGGGGUGGAUCUGGGUUUUGUUUGUUGCCGUUAAAUCGUUGAACCUGAGGACUUGUUGGAGACUGAUCUGGGACCAUGCUGAGAUCCUGUGUCAGGGGACUCAAAGUUCGGAACCUGAAUGGGAGAGGUUCCCUUACCAAUAUGCAACAGCGCCGGCGCUACACAGCAGGAGAAUCCAGUACAUCUGCCAAAAUAUUUGCAGUUGGCUUGGUGACCGUUGGUGGUGGCCUUGGAGGUACAAUACUGUACUCCAAAUGGGACCCGAAGUUCCGAACAGCAGUGGAAAAGAAUAUUCCCUAUGCGGAAUGGCUACUCAGUGCGGCUUUGGGACCCAAACCCACAGACGGCAGCUUCUCCGUCAAGAAACAGUUACCCUCUUUGAUGGAAAAGCAACUAAAGGAAUCCAAAUCCUCAUCACAGAAAAAGGACUCUGAGGCGGCACAGAGUCCAGUUAAAGAUGUGGGUCUUGACCCAGCACAGCCCCUCCAAAGCAUAGAGGAGGCGUCGGCAGAGGUGGGUCAUAUUAUCUCAUCCAUCAGUGAGGUCCAGUCCGUUCCUGCGCCAUGUGAUACAGCGGCAGCUCCAGUCCAAGAAGGGUGCACUGAGUGCCAGGACCAUAAAGAUCCUACAGCUACGGCACUGGAACACUCCGCCACGGCGUCAGAACCUUUAAAAGAACGUCCAGUUGAAGAAGUGACAGCUCGACUGGCUCAACAAGACCUGGCUGAACAGGAAGUUGUGGAAUCCGUGUCAGCCAGACUGGAGGACUCACUGGCCUUAUCAGCUGAAGCCAUUUUACAGGCUAUUGGUGCUCAGGAGGCGGUGCUGCAAGCUGUCACACAACACACCCUCAAACUGAAGGAGGCCAUGGAAGGAGAGGUCCCACCUGAGGAGAAGUCAGUCCAGUGGAAGGAUCUGGAAGCUGCUGCUACUGAUAGGACUUUUGCCAUAAAAAAUGCUGAAGCUGCUCUCUGCAAAGCAAAUGAAGCCUUGAAUGGACUAAAGUCUGUCAUAAACAAAUCUAAAGGCUUGAAGAUUGCUGCUGUCCAACCACUAGUUUUAGCAGCUGAAGAAAAUCUCCACAGCAUGACUGUGGACUUGGACAGAGCGGCCACUAAGGUGCAGUCUGCAGAGACAGAAUCCAGGAUCUUCUCCCAGUACAGUGAGCUGGUGAACGAAGCCAAAAAACAGUUCCAGCAGGAAGUGAGCAGUCUGACUCCAGAGAUCCAAAGCAACUGGAAGAGACUCACUGGCAAGCUGUCGGCGGAUGACCUGAACGCCCUGAUCGCGCACGCUCACUGUCGCAUUGAGCAGCUGAACCAGGAGCUGGCGGAGCAGCGGGUCAGAGAGCAGGUCCACAUAGACUCGGCACUGCGACAGCAGAAGGUGGAGCAUCAGAAAGCUCUGGAGAGGUCCGUGAACACCACCCUGCUGCAUGCCAAGGAGGAGGCCCGACUGGAACAAGAGCGCAAGCUGUCCGAGUUGAGAGAAGUGAUGGAGGCAGAAAUGAGAACUCAGCUCCGGCGUCAAGCAGCUGCUCACACAGACCAUGUUACAGAUGUGCUCAGAGUCCAGGAACAGGAACUGCGAGCUGAGGCUGAACAGGUCCUGACGAGUAAGCUGUUUGAUCAGGAGACCCACUUCCAUCAGAUGAGCCAGGAACAUGUGGAUAAUUUCACUCUGGAUAUGAACGCUGCCUACGCAAGACUGAAGGGGAUGGAAGAGGCUAUCGACAGUCAUGUGAUCGCGGAGGAGGAGGCCUGCAAAGCUCACCAGCUCUGGCUGUCUGUGGAGGCUCUCAGCUACACCUUACAGUCCGCCGACAUGGAUUCGCUCACCGUCCCUCUUGCUAAUGCUGCUCAGGCUGUGCGGGACAGUUGCCAUGACGAAUUUGCCCUGGCUCUGGCUUCAGCUCUUCCAGAAGAAUCUCUGCAGCGUGGGGUGUACAGUGAAGCCUCGCUCCGUUCCCGCUUCAACUCUCUGCGCUCGCUGGUCCGCCGGGUCAGCCUUAUCGAUGAAUCUCACAACUCCUUGUACCAGUAUUUCCUGUCUUGUCAGGCUGCUCUGCUGUUUGAGGAGAAACAGGAAGCACCGCCUGCCCAACUCAGACGGGAAGAUUUAGACACCUUUAAGCUUCUUUCGUAUGCCAGCUACUGUUUGGAGCACGGCGACCUGGAGUUAGCCGCUAAAUUGGUUAAUCAGUUGAGAGGGGAAGCUAGGAGAGUGGUGGAGGACUGGCUGACUGAAGUCAGGCUGACGCUCGAAACCAGGCAGGCAGUCAGCCUGCUCUCUGCUUAUGCAAAUGCUGUGGGCCUAGGAACUACCCAGGUGCCAUAGGCCGGAAAACAAGACAACCCUCCAAGGUAUACUGCACUGAUCUACCUUCAGGCACUUUGUACAUCACAAGCAAUGUUUCAACUUUUUCUCUGCCAUCAUGCACCCUGAUCAUCAGGGACAGAGUUCCUAACCAGACCUUGGGACAGAGUUCCUAACCAGACCUUGGAUAUGAUACUACACCAGUUCAGACCCGCCAGUGUUUUCAGAUUCAGAAGUUGCUACACAGGUGAUGUUGUUGCUUCUGAUGUCACACAUUGCGGUGAUGCUUAUUGUUGAAGUGGGUGGGGUCUAAGUCUGACAAGCUGCUUAUUGUGUGGAAGAUGUCUCUGCCCACAGAUGGGAAAAUACUCAGAAAUAGAAAAUCUGGAGAACUCCUGGGCAGCGUGAUGUUUCUUCACUGGCUCCAAACGGCUCAGUAACGUAACGUCUUUUUUCCGUGUUUGGCGGCAGCAGUUUGUCAGGUUUUAUGCGAUUGCCCUUUGUGCUGUUUUGCGUGUGCGUUGGUGGAUUGUGCACUUUCUGAUUUUCGUUCACACUCUGAAAACAGACAUCUGCCAACUGUCAAACUGUUAUUGUGAAUCAAGUCUAUAUUAUUUAAAAACAAAAUGUAUAUUUGGAAUCUUUAAAUCACUAAAAUUUGUUUGUUUGAGUGCAUCCUGUAGCCCUGAAAAGCUGCUCUGCAAAGCUCCUACAUGGAGGACAGUUCUGCAGCUCGAGCUGGACUCUGGAGCAGAUCCAGCCUUCAGGACUACAGGAGCCAUUCAGUGCAGUAUUCCUGAACACCAAGUCUGAUUGUUUCUGUCUGUGUCAACACAUCGAAAAAUAAACUGACUGCAAACAA